This is a messenger RNA of Phytophthora infestans T30-4, 2158 nucleotides long. RefSeq names its product Poly(A) polymerase, putative. Gene Ontology annotation, molecular function: RNA binding; poly(A) RNA polymerase activity. The transcript has 2 exons. The coding region runs from base 38 to 2113 and encodes 691 amino acids. NCBI's taxonomy places the organism in Eukaryota, Oomycota, Peronosporomycetes, Peronosporales, Peronosporaceae. Gene Ontology annotation, cellular component: nucleus. The record is from RefSeq and is a predicted model, not a curated record.
AAGAAACGACAGACUUCAGUUCAUUAUCCGCUUCGAGAUGCAGAGCUCGACGUUCACCGUGGCUCCUCACGUGCUGGAGCAGGCGUACAAGGCCAUCCGGACGACGCCGCCGGAGCCCAAGGACUUGGAGCAGUCGGCUAAGCUUCAAACCUAUAUGGACGAGCACUUCCCGACCGAAUCGGAUGCCAACAUCACGCGUCGCUCGUUGAUCCUGGCCGAGCUUCGCUCCAUCUUCCGUGCCUGGGUCAAGCAGGUAUGUAUGGAGAAAGGCGUUCCCGAGGAAAUGGCAGCGGACGCUGGCGGCCAGAUCCUCGUCUCGGGCUCCUACAGACUCGGAGUCAACGAGCCUGGAGCUGAUAUCGAUACUAUCUGCGUGGCACCGCGCCACGUGACGCGCGAGGAUUUUUUCUCGUCACUCAAGGAGAUAUUCCUGAAACACCCCAAAGUCUCGCAGCUUGUAGCUAUCGAAGGCGCCAUUGUACCUCUCAUCACUUUUGACUACGAGGAGAUCAACAUCGAUUUACAGAUUGCCAUCUUGCCGAGGAACUCUAUCCCGGAAAACCUUAAUAUACUGGACGAUCACGUGCUUGUUGGCGUGGAUCCAGCUACGGAGAAGAGUCUCAACGGUCCUCGAGUCACGGAACUCAUGAUCAAGCUGACACCCAACCGGGAGAGCUUCAUCAGCGUGCUUCGAAUCGUCAGACGAUGGGCUAAACGACGCGGACUGUACUCGAACAAGAUGGGGUACCUUGGUGGUGUCAACUGGUGCAUCUUGGUGUGCUUCAUCAACCAGCUGUACCCGACGGCAGCCCCGUCCACUUUACUGCUGCGAUUUUUCAUGGUGCUGAACAACUGGAAGUGGCCGCUCGCCAUUCAAUUGUGCAAAACCCAUGACGCCAAGCUCGGUCUCGAGGUCUGGAACGCCAACGCAGGUCACAACCGCUACCAAGUGAUGCCGAUCUUGACUCCAGCAUACCCGUCGAUGAACUCUUCGUUUAACGUGUCGACACACAGUCUGACAGUGAUGAAGGAGGAGUUUAAGCGUGGUUUGACCAUUGUGCAGGACGUACUCAGCAAAGGAGGGUCGGAAUGGGGACCGCUGUUUGAACCGUCUGAAUUUUUCGCCGUCCACCAACACUACCUCGCGGUCGAGGUGUACACGGAGAAGCAGGAUGAGGAGCAGGCUUGGUGCAGUUUCUGCGAGUCUCGUAUGCGUAAACUGGUCGAGUCUUUGGCGUACAACCCGGCGUUGUGUCGCUUGCGUGUGUACACGAAGAAAUUUUCUCUGAGCUACGUCACCGCUGGCGAGGCUCCUGUCGGUGGACAAUCAAACGGCCAACCACCAGCCCAACCUAGCAAGUUCGGUGCCUGCUUCUACGUGGGCUUUGACAUUGACCGCCGCCAGCUACGCAGUCGUGAAGUGAGUAUCGACAGUUCCGUGGAAUACUUCAAAAACAACGAUCUUUAUCGCUGGAACAAACGAACGCCUACGAUGGAUGUGCGAGUUACUCCAGUCUUGUGGAAAGCGCUGCCCGAGAGUGUGUUUGAGGAAAUGGGCGGACGGACGGUUGCGCGUGCUGCUCGUCGUGAGUUCAUGAAGAAGAAAAAGGAAGAAGAGAAGAAAGCGGAGGAGGCUGCAGCUCCCAGUCCUUCGCCUUCAGGUGACGAGGGAACGCACUCCCAAGAAGAUGGAGAUGAUUUGACGUGCAGUCAGAAGGCUGCGUCACUUGCAACUGAGAUGGCCAACGGCAAGGGCAGCAUUUCGCAGCCAGGGAGUCCUGAUCCUGCAGCUGAUGGAGGCGAAGUGAACGGCACUGAUUCCGUCAACAACACACCGGUCAAGGCGAAGCAGGUGGUGUCCACGACAUCUCCGGAAAAGACAGGUAAGCGUGACCGUGAUGACAAGGCUGUGGAAGGAGUUGGUGGCUCGGACGGGAACCCGUUGAGUGACAACUCUGUCAAUACGUCGGCAAAUGGCGCGGCAGCUCGAGGGAUCACUUCGCCGCCUGUUAAGGUGGUGAAGAAGCCCUUGGAGAUGGCAGCGGCUCUUGCAGCCGUGUCGUCGCCGCGCAAGAGACGUAAAAUGAAAAUCACUUUUGCCAAACUGAAUUGAGCAGGUUGCAGUGGUGGCGUAUGGCAAAAAAAAAUGGCAUGCCAU